Messenger RNA from Lactuca virosa, 1770 nucleotides. NCBI's taxonomy places the organism in Eukaryota, Viridiplantae, Streptophyta, Magnoliopsida, Asterales, Asteraceae. The record is from the annotation of a GenBank genome assembly.
AUGAAUUUUCCGGAAAAGUUCAAACUUCUGGAGAAAGAAGCGGGAUAUCCGUCGCCGGAAGUAGUCCCCGUCUCUGUCUCUGUCUCUGUCUCUGUCUCCUGGACCGAGACCUCAGACACCGUCUCUCGCCGCUUUGAAUUUCAUCCCGACGGCCAACUCUCCGUGAAGGUGCUGAAUGAUUCAAGACCAGUUAUCCACAAAAUCUCCGAGUCUCUUGUCAAUACUUUUCUCCCUUCGGGUUAUCCAUAUAGUGUCAAUGAAGGGUAUCUUAGAUACACACAAUUUCGAGCAUUACAACACUUCUCCAGUUCAGCAUUAUCUGUCUUAUCAACUCAGUCACUGUUAUACGCUGCAGGAUUAAGACCUACACCAGCACAAGCAACCGCAGCCAGUUGGAUACUUAAGGAUGGUAUGCAACAUGUGGGAAAGCUAAUGUGCAGCAAGUUAGGUGCAAGAAUGGAUUCUGAGCCCAAACGGUGGCGAAUCUUUGCUGAUAUGUUAUACGACUUUGGCACUGGUUUGGAAGUUCUUUCUCCAUUAUGUCCACAACUGUUUCUUGAAAUGGCUGGACUUGGGAAUUUUGCAAAGGGAAUGGCCAUAGUUGCUGCAAGGGCAACAAGAUUGACAAUUUAUUCUGCAUUUGCAAAAGAGGGAAAUCUUAGUGACUUAUAUGCAAAAGGAGAGGCGAUUUCUACUGUGUUUAAUGUUCUUGGAUUGGGUGCAGGGAUUCAGUUAGUUUCUACAGUUUGUUCAUCAAUGCAAGGAAAGAUGGUUGUUGGGUCUUUCCUUUCUCUAAUACACGUUUACAGUACAUGUGAAGAAAUGCGAACUGCUCCUAUCAACACAUUAAAUCCACAGAGAACUGCAAUGAUCAUUGAAGAUUUCAUAAAGACAGGAAAGGUGUCAAGUCCUGCAGACUUGAGGAACAGGGAAGAUCUUGUGUAUCCAAGGAGAUUGAUAAAAGAAGCUGGAAAUGUGAAAGUGGGGAGAGAUUUGCAUAAGGCUAUGAAGCCUUCAAGACUUAAACAAGUGAAAGAGAUUUUUCCAGAUGAGAAAUUUGUUUUGAGUUUUGAAAACAGGUGGACGGAUAUGGUGUUGGAGCAAAAUGCGAGUGGUGAAGAUGCAUUAAGAGGGUGGUUGGUGGCGGCAUAUGCAAAUCAGGAGGUUGAAAAGUUGGAAGAUGCGUAUGAAAAGAUGAAUAUGAUGAUGCCUGAAUUGGUGUCUCAACUAAAGGCAAAAGGGUGGCAUACAGACCGUUUUUUAGAUGGAACAGACAUUACCGGCGUCGAUACCUCCACCAAGAGGCUUAGCGAAAACCCUCUAUGGAAUUGCACCGGAAUCGCUGCAAUCUCUGUUACGAAGAUGCUCAAAAUCCGAUAUGUGUGUGUCUCUCCCUCUCUAUCUCACUCAUGGCCGGUAUGCCUCCCCAGUGAAUCGAGCACUAGAUACACCAUUGUUUACCCCCUCCUUCCCAACCACCGCCUGUCUGAGAACCAAAUCAAGAACCAUCUACAAAUUUGUACUGGAUCGUCGGUAGCAACACACGAAGGGGAGGGGGAGCAAAGCAGUCGCCGAUCAAGGGUUUAUUUUUGGAUCUGUUAUGGACGGAAGAAAGGAGCGAAGAAGAAAGAGAGGCGGCUGUUGGUGGCUAUUGUCGCCGUCAAUGGUGGCGAGAGGGCAUGCUCUGGCUGCUCCUCGUUGUUUCUUUUUUUUUCUGAUCCGACAGAAAAUGCGACAGACAAGGGGUCAGGACGGAACAACGAUCUUUAA